AUGCCGGAAACAAAGGAUAAGUCCAAAGUUCAUAAGCUGUCGAUCAGGGGAUCGGCCAAGCUAGUGUCUGAAUUCUUUGAAUACUCGAUCAAUUCGAUCCUAUUCCAGCGCGGGGUCUACCCUCCCGAGGACUUCACAACUGUUAAGAAAUAUGGCCUCAAUAUGCUCGUAUCGGCGGAUGAUCAGGUGAAAGCAUACAUUAAGAAGAUCAUGUCACAGCUAAACAAAUGGAUGGCCGGCGGCAAGAUCUCGAAACUUGUGGUCGUCAUCACCGACAAGGAGACCGGAGAACAUGUGGAGCGCUGGCAGUUUGACGUUGAAAUCUUUGGCAGAAGCUCCAAGACCCUGAGUUCUCGCAAAGCGGGCGAUGGAGAGAACGCCGUUCCUGAAGCUGAGAACGCCCAAGCUUCGGAGCCGGUCGAGAAAACCGAGAAAGAGAUCCAAGAGGAGAUCCAGGCCAUCUUCCGCCAAAUCACCGCCUCUGUCACCUUCCUCCCCGUCCUCGAUGGUGACUGCACAUUCAACGUCCUCGUCUACGCCGACGCCGAUUCGGAAGUGCCCGUGGAAUGGGGCGACAGUGAUGCCAAGGAAAUUAAGAACGCAGAGAAGGUCCAGCUACGAAGCUUCAGCACCAACAACCACCGGGUGGGCACUCUGGUUAGCUAUCGGCUGGCCGACUGA
This is a messenger RNA of Penicillium canariense, 681 nucleotides long. Its product is annotated as spindle checkpoint protein MAD2. Lineage: Eukaryota; Fungi; Ascomycota; Eurotiomycetes; Eurotiales; Aspergillaceae. Bases 1 to 681 code for a protein of 226 amino acids. The transcript has 7 exons. Gene Ontology annotation, biological process: mitotic spindle assembly checkpoint signaling. Gene Ontology annotation, cellular component: cytoplasm; nucleoplasm; kinetochore. The record is from RefSeq and is a predicted model, not a curated record.